Halteromyces radiatus is the source of this 1035-nucleotide messenger RNA. RefSeq names its product acyltransferase-domain-containing protein. The transcript is spliced from 5 exons. The coding region runs from base 1 to 1035 and encodes 344 amino acids. NCBI's taxonomy places the organism in Eukaryota, Fungi, Mucoromycota, Mucoromycetes, Mucorales, Cunninghamellaceae. Gene Ontology annotation, cellular component: endomembrane system. The record is from RefSeq and is a predicted model, not a curated record. Gene Ontology annotation, molecular function: acyltransferase activity.
AUGAGAAUUUGGUCACAAAGUCUUAUAGCAGUGGUACAAUACUUUGCUCCUGCUUCUUUGGUUCUUACUUUUGACGACUCUUGUUUACAUGAUAAAACCUCAUCCUAUACUUUGGACAAUAUAGUCAAACGCAACAAGAAUGGUGAUAUUACAAACUUGGUAUUACCUGAUAGAAUCAUUGUUACCUCAAAUCAUCAAAUUAAUGCAGAUUGGGCAUAUAUCUGGUGUGUAUCUUAUUUGGCCAAGGCUCAUGGUGCAAUGAAAAUCAUUCUUAAAGAUAGUUUAAAACAUUUGCCUGUAUAUGGAUUAGGUAUGCAAUUCUUUGACUUUAUCUUUUUGAAGAGAAAAAUGGUACAUGAUCGUGAAACUAUAGUAAACAAUUUGGUAAGAUCAAAACAAGAUGCCAUUCCUCUUUGGUUAGUCCUUUUUCCAGAAGGCACAGUUCUUUCUAGUUGUACAAGGAAACGAUCCAAAGAUUAUGCUGAAAAGAAUGAUCUGAAAGAUCUUCGGAACACGCUUUUACCAAGAUCAUCAGGUCUCCAGCUUUGUUUACAAACCUUAGAUAACAGUGUUGAUUGGGUUUACGAUUUCACCAUUGGUUAUCCCGGCGUUCAACCAGGCGAAAAUCCCGAAGACAUCUACACGAUUCAAAGUAUAUUCUUCUUCAACAAACAACCUAAACAUAUUCAUAUACAUGUACGUCGGUUCCAUGUAAACGAUAUCCCUGUGAACGAUGAUACAGCUUUCAGUAAAUGGAUUUAUCAACGAUGGGUGGAAAAGGACAAUAUGAUGGCCUAUUUUUACAAAGAAGGAAGAUUUCCAACAAAUGAUGAUCAACAACAUCAACAAGAUGGUAUUCAAGAUCUUAAUGUAGCUUCACCCGUAGAUCGAUCUUUGGUUCAUCCUCAUUCGAUCACUGUACCUAUUCAACUUGCCAAUCCAGUAUGGAAAUUAGCUCAACCUGGUCUUUGUGUUUUACCUUAUUUAAUUUUGAUCUAUGGAAUCUGGUAUUUUUGGAAUCACACUCUCUUUUAG